This is a messenger RNA of Aspergillus pseudoviridinutans, 1545 nucleotides long. RefSeq names its product putative mitochondrial carrier protein. The coding region runs from base 1 to 1545 and encodes 514 amino acids. The record is from RefSeq and is a predicted model, not a curated record. Gene Ontology annotation, molecular function: structural constituent of ribosome. Gene Ontology annotation, cellular component: ribosome. Gene Ontology annotation, biological process: transmembrane transport; translation. Lineage: Eukaryota; Fungi; Ascomycota; Eurotiomycetes; Eurotiales; Aspergillaceae. The transcript has 8 exons.
AUGAGCUUAGAUCGCGACCAACACAGGCGAGAUGCUGGCAUGGAAACGUCUGGGGAAACCGACUCGUCCGAGCUUGGUCAAUUGUCACCCUCAGGUCCAGUCAAUGCACCACCGCUGAAGAGCACACCGGUUUUGACCAAAACCAAAGAAAGGAUAUCCGACCCCGUUAUCGCAGCAUUCAUUGCUGGAGGGGUAGCCGGCGCUGUAUCGAGGACGAUCGUAUCACCACUCGAACGCCUCAAAAUCUUGCUUCAGAUUCAGACUGUGGGCAGAGAGGAAUAUAAACUAUCCAUAUGGAGGGCUCUCGUGAAGAUUGGAAAAGAGGAAGGCUGGCGAGGCUUCAUGCGUGGUAACGGCACAAACUGCAUUCGCAUAAUACCUUAUUCAGCCGUCCAGUUCGGGAGCUACAACUUCUACAAAAAGUUCGCGGAGCCUUUUCCAGAUGCUGAGCUGUCGCCAAUCCGGCGCUUACUAUGUGGAGGAGCUGCUGGCAUCACUUCAGUCACCAUUACAUACCCUCUCGACAUCGUCCGAACGCGACUCUCUAUUCAGUCCGCAUCUUUCGCUGCUCUCGGUCAGAGAAGCACUGCCGAACAACUGCCUGGAAUGUUCACAACUAUGGUUCUGAUUUAUAAGAAUGAGGGUGGUUUUGUUGCCCUCUAUCGCGGUAUUGUCCCCACAGUCGCUGGCGUUGCUCCAUAUGUGGGCCUCAAUUUCAUGACAUAUGAGUCUGUUCGCAAGUAUUUGACUCCUGAAGGGGAUAAGAAUCCCAGUCCCUGGCGCAAGCUACUAGCAGGUGCCAUCUCAGGGGCUGUAGCUCAGACUUGCACAUAUCCAUUUGAUGUCUUGCGACGGCGUUUCCAAAUAAACACGAUGUCGGGAAUGGGCUAUCGGUAUACAUCAAUUUGGGACGCUGUGAGGGUUAUCAUCGCGGAGGAAGGCCUGCGCGGGUUUUUCAGAGGAAUAGUGCCUAACCUUCUGAAAGUUGCUCCGAGUAUCGACCUGGACCGUCACCAUGUGCGCAGCACCCACCGCAAGGCGCCGAAGAGCGAGAACGUCUACCUGCAGGUCCUUGUGAAGCUCUACCGCUUCCUCGCCCGCCGCACGGAGUCCAACUUCAACAAGGUUGUGCUGCGCCGCCUUUUCAUGUCGAGAAUCAACCGCCCUCCCGUCUCCCUUUCGCGGCUCGUUUCCAAUGUCACCGAUUCUCACAAGGGCAAGACCAUCGUCGUGAUUGGAACCGUUACUGAUGACAAUCGUCUUCUCACCGUUCCCAAACUCUCUGUGGCCGCUUUGCGAUUCACUGCUACUGCGAGAGCCAGGAUUGAGAAGGCUGGAGGUGAGACUCUGACCUUGGAUCAGCUCGCACUUCGCGCACCUACUGGAGCCAACACUCUUCUCCUCCGUGGCCCCAAGAACGCCCGUGAAGCUGUCAAGCACUUCGGCUUCGGACCCCACAGCCACAAGAAACCUUACGUUCGAAGCAAGGGUCGGAAAUUCGAGAGAGCUCGCGGACGUAGAAGGUCUCGUGGCUUCAAGGUUUAA